AUGGGCUCUGUGAAUUCCAGAGGCCACAAGGCGGAAGCCCGGGUGGUGAUGAUGGGCCUCGACUCGGCAGGCAAGACCACGCUCCUGUACAAACUGAAGGGCCACCAGCUGGUGGAGACGCUGCCUACCAUUGGUUUCAACGUGGAGCCUCUCAAAGCUCCUGGACAUGUGUCACUGACCCUCUGGGAUGUCGGGGGGCAGACCCAGCUUAGGGCCAGCUGGAAGGACUAUCUGGAGGGCACAGACAUCCUCGUGUAUGUGCUGGACAGCACAGAUGAAACCCGCCUGCCUGAGGCUGUGGCCGAGCUCAGGGAAAUCUUGAAUGAUCCCAACAUGGCCAGAGUCCCUUUCCUGGUGCUGGCCAACAAGCAGGAGGCACCCGAUGCUCUUCCCCUGCUGGAGAUCAAAAACAGGCUGGGCCUGGAGCGAUUCCAGGACCACUGCUGGGAGCUCCGGGCCUGCAGCGCCCUCACUGGCCAGGGACUGCCCGAGGCCCUGCAGAGCCUGCGGAGCCUCCUGAGAUCCCGCCGCUGCCGGUGUCUCCAGGUGAGAGCUGGUGGGGCCAGGAGUGGGGAGAACAAGACCUCUUGA
This is a messenger RNA of Galeopterus variegatus (Sunda flying lemur), 591 nucleotides long. It is a transcript of the gene ARL11, whose product is annotated as ADP-ribosylation factor-like 11. Gene Ontology annotation, cellular component: cytoplasm. The transcript has 2 exons. Gene Ontology annotation, biological process: intracellular protein transport; vesicle-mediated transport. The record is from RefSeq and is a predicted model, not a curated record. The coding region runs from base 1 to 591 and encodes 196 amino acids. Gene Ontology annotation, molecular function: GTPase activity; GTP binding. NCBI's taxonomy places the organism in Eukaryota, Metazoa, Chordata, Mammalia, Dermoptera, Cynocephalidae.